GAAGUACCGGCGGAAGUACCGGCGGAAGCACCGGCGGAAGCGGAGGGAGGCGGCGGCGGCGGCGGCGAUGGCUCUGCCCGGUGCCCCCGCCCCGGCCCCGGCCGCCGCCGCGGCCCCGCCGCCGCCGCCCACCGUGUUAAUGACGGUGCGAGCGGGGCUGGCGCGACCCUCCCGCCUCCCGCCGCUGCCCGCCGCUGCCGCUCUCCGCCUGCAGCUCAGUGUCGAACCGGCGGCCGGUGGGCAACGUCGCUUCCGCCUCGGUCUGCGGUACCCGGAGGCGGCCGGCAGCGCGAAUGUCGCUGAUUACGACCUCAAGGACAUCUCGUACAAGGUGAGGAGCCCCACGUGCCACGAGCUGGUGGUCCUCGCCUCCUCGGACGAGCCCAUGGUGUUUAACUUCGAGGAGGAGCGGGAGGCGCAGAAGUGGUGGACGAUCGUGAGCAGCUCCCUGCGGGAGGUGCAGAAAGCCUCGGACAGCAUGCUGGCGUCCCAGGCCUCGUCCCUGCCCGCGGCUGCCGGGGGCGUCUCUGCCGACCAGGAUCCGGAGACAGCUCUGUCCUUGGAGCUUUCUGAGAAAGAGGACCUGGCACUGCACCUCGCCCAGGCAAUCGAGUACGGAGACGAGGAGAUGGCCUCGCAGUGCGCCGUGGCCCUGGCUCGCCAGCAAGCCACGCUCAGUAUCCUCCUGAAGGAGUCCAACUACCCCACGGACGAUAUCAGCAUGAAGGUCGGCGUGGAGGAUGCGACGUCUUCCGCAAGCAUCACCAUCAGGGUCCGCGCUCACACUACAAUAGCGAUGCUCAAGCAACAGGUCUUCCAGGAUUACGGGUUCCACCCCUUGGUUCAGCGCUGGAUCAUCGGGCAGUGCCUGUGCGUGGACGAAAGGACCGUUUCCUCCUACGGCAUCCACAGGGACGGCGACACCGCGUACCUCUACCUGCUCUCGGCGAAGAUGGCCGAGCUCACCGAGCAGCGCUACGAGGAGGACCAGGCACAGGUCAUGCUCAGCUCCACCUCCUCGCUGACCGACGCUGCCGGGGAACGGCACAAAUACAACACCCUGCCCAACAUGUCUCCGAAGAAAGGCUGGGGGAAUGAGACCAGCAGGAAGAUGGACAUCGGUGAGAUCAGCCAGCACCUGGACACGCUGCAGAUCGGCGACCUUUUCAGUGCCCAGGCAAAGCCUGCUGCCACGAGUCUGCCCUCGCCGGUGCAGGCGGGCUGGUCGUGUCCAAAAUGCACCUUCAUCAACAAGCCGACGCGGCCGGGCUGCGAGAUGUGCAGCACGGACCGUCCCGACGACUACGUGGUCCCCGGCAGCUACAAGCCGGAUGAGACAGAGCUGUGGAGGAUGCAGCAGGAGCAGGAGGGGAUCCUGCAGUACCAGCAGGCGCUGGAGGCCGAGCGGCUGAAGAACUUCCAGCAGCUGCUGCAGCUGGAGGAGGAGGUGCUGGUUCCCAACCGGGAGGUGCUGGAGUGUCGCAUCUGCUACCAGCAGGUCGCCCCGGGCGAGGGGGUGCUGCUGCGCGAGUGUCUGCACAACUUCUGCAGGGAGUGCCUGCGCCAGGUGAUCAACUACAGCGAGGAGCCGGAGGUGGCCUGUCCCUUCCGCGACGACUCCUACGCCUGUGGCAGCCACCUCCAGGAGCGGGAGAUCCGGGCGCUGGUGUCGCCGGAGGAAUACCGGCGCUUCCUGGAGAGGAGCCUGGUGCUGGCCGAGCGGCGCAGCCAGAACAGCUUCCACUGCAAGACCACCGACUGCCGGGGAUGGUGCAUCUACGAGGAUUCGGUGAACGAGUUCCGCUGCCCCAUCUGCCAGGCGCUCAACUGCCUGCUCUGCAAGGCCAUCCACGAAGGGAAGAACUGCCGCCAGUACCAGGACGACCUCCGGGUCCAGGCGCAGAACGACGCGGCCGCCCGGCAGACCAACGACAUGCUGCAGACCCUGGUGCAGAUCGGGGAGGCCAUGCACUGCCCCACCUGCCUCAUCAUCGUCCAGAAGAAGGACGGCUGCGACUGGAUCCGCUGCACCGUCUGCCAGACGGAGAUCUGCUGGGUGACCAAGGGGCCGCGCUGGGGGCCCGGGGGUCCCGGGGACACCAGCGGUGGAUGUCGCUGCAACGUCAACGGCCAGAGGUGCCACCCCCAGUGCCAAAACUGCCACUGAGCCGCUGCCUGGCCCGGGGACGGGGGGAACGGGGGGACCCACCGGAGGCGGCUGGAGCUGGGAGCCGCUCUCUUCGCGCCGAGGGAGGGCCCGGCCGGGUCAGAGCCGGCACCACGGCCCGAGCGGGGCCAGAGACGCUUGCGGUUGUGGCAAAGAGCCGCGUCCGGCAGCCACGGAAGGAGGGGACGGACACAGAGCGGGGAAGUGCCGCGGGGCCCGGUGGGGAGGGCGCAGGGCCAGGCCCCAGGCGGUGCCGGGAUGCGGGCUGCAGGUUGGGGGGCUCCCCAGAGCCCCUGCCCGCCGCAGAGCCCCCGUGGCAGGACGCGGCACGGCGCGGGGCAUCCCAAUAAAGCUCUCUGUGUGCCAGAGCCUUGUUGCCGGGGGCCAUAAUGCACCCCCGGAGGUGGGGGCGAUGGGUAUCGGCCCUUCAGCGACCCCCGAGGCCGAUGGCUGCAGCCGGCGCGGGGGGAGCCGCGGCACAGGCACCCACCACACCUCCAACAACCGAGAUUUUAUUUCCGUGCCCCCCCCAGCCCCUCCGAGCACAGGUGCCGGCAUCCCCCCGACCGCAGGGAGGGCGGGCGGCAGCACCCGGGGGGUCUGAGGGCGAUGUUAAAUAAGGAGCUGGGGCGGGGGUACGCGCUGCUGGCUGCGCCCCCCCCCGCAGCCCAGGGCUUGUGCGUGGCCCAGGCGGUGCCGCCGGGGUGGGGGACACCCCGCUUUCCCCCCCCCCUACUUGGGGGGCCGGUAAACCAUUUUUCUGCUCUUCAGCACGGACCAUUUGUGGCGCUUCAUGUAGAAGAUGAGGGGGACGAGGAGCCCCGAGAUCAGCAG
This is a messenger RNA of Phalacrocorax carbo (great cormorant), 3001 nucleotides long. NCBI's taxonomy places the organism in Eukaryota, Metazoa, Chordata, Aves, Suliformes, Phalacrocoracidae. The record is from RefSeq and is a predicted model, not a curated record.